Messenger RNA from Exophiala mesophila, 2345 nucleotides. RefSeq lists its product as uncharacterized. The transcript has 3 exons. Lineage: Eukaryota; Fungi; Ascomycota; Eurotiomycetes; Chaetothyriales; Herpotrichiellaceae. The record is from RefSeq and is a predicted model, not a curated record. The coding region runs from base 4 to 1629 and encodes 541 amino acids.
GCAAUGACGAGUCCAACUGAGAAGGACGCUUCGACGUCGUCGUCGACCACAAACACCACGGCAGGCACCACCAACAGCACCUUCCUCGUCUGGGUUCCUGGCGCCAAGAACAAAUCAACACGUGAAACUCGACAACAAGUCUUCCAACGACAUCGACAUGCUGCUCUUGUUCAUCACCAGAGACGAAAGGAAAGACGGAGUCAAGAACCCUCUCGCAUAGUCUCUAAAGCUCUCUGCCCAUUCUUGCCUUCGCCCACCACCGCAGAACACCAUAGCCGAGUCACCCCCACGUUGACCUCCCACCUGCUUUCCCCGUCUCCUCCCAUAGACCCAGAUCUUGGUCGUUUCGAUCCUUUUGACACCCUGUGUGUUCGCGGCCUGUCUACGAAUGCCUUGGCUCUGGUUCAAUUCGCCUUACAUAAUCAAUGGCCGGCAUUUGCAUCAAGCAGCAUGCCAGAGACGAUGGAGUCUUGGAAGAAGAAGACCAUGGCUUUGGCAGUCGAAGCACCCUAUCUCCUGGAAGCCAUUGCAUAUGCGGGAGCAUGUUAUCAACUAUUCUUUGGCGCCGCCGGUUCAUCCACCAGACUAGUCCACGUCCAGUCACAGCAUCAUGCUGUCAAAUCACUUCGGCAAGCACUUGAAUCUUCUACCGGGGCCAUUUCUGAUGCUAUGCUCAUGUCCAUGGCCAUCCUUGGUAUCCAUACAUUCCGGCCGCAAAAAAAUGGACCACCAGGGUCAACUCGAUCGCCAUAUCGAGAUUUUGAUUUCCACUCCAGCCAGGUCUGGGAUUCGACCCACAUCGAUGCCUUGAUAAGAUUGGUCAAGAUCAAAGGUGGUCUAAAAAGCAUUGUAACAGCCGAUUUUCGAGAGAUGGUGGCAGUCAUCGACAUCCAAAGCUCAUUGGACGUCCUCAAGAAGCCUUCCUUUCCUCUCAUGAUGCCCUCUCAGACGAUGAUGCAGAUGGUUUACGCGAAACGCCCCUCACUUCCAGAAACCCGGUUCGACCCACCGGGUCAGGGAUUCGGGGUCUUGAGAGGUAUCAAUGGAGGGUCGGUGAUGCUGAAACUGAUCCACCACAUUCGCUGCCUCCUCGAAGCCUUCGACAUGAUUUUACUCCAAGGGCCAGCAAGUGGUAUAGAUUUGCAUUUCCUACUCGCAACACGACGUGCUCUGCAACAUGAUGCCUUGUCGGUGGUCAACUCUGACGAUGUGAUCUAUACUAUCUGUCGCCUAGGCAUCAUUGCAUACAUGGGCGAGUCGAUCGAGCCUCACUGUGCCCCCUGGCCCUUCCACACCAAUGUUUCCAAAGCGCUCAUGUUGGCCCUUGACAAGUGUGAUAGACUGGACUACGAAUCCGCCUCUAAGGACCAUGAUUCACUGUUGCUCUGGAGCGCUGUCGCCGGUGCUGUUGCCGCAAGGAAGACGCACUUACUUUAUUGGUACUAUGGAUUUAUACGGGGUUUACGACAAUCACGUGGCAUGGUGUCGUGGUAUGAAUUGCAGGAUGAAAUGAGCUACUUUCUGCCAUUCAAGUAUCGCCAAGGGGAGGCAUGUCGACAAAUUUGGGAGGACAUGUGCACGUGGUCACCUUCUGAUCACUAUUCAUUGCCUUUAAGGGGAUUGAGGUGAAUGAAAAUGGGCCUCUGAAGAAGGUUCUAGCGUCAACUUCUCGCGAAUGAAUGGAGCAUUGGAAAAACGAUUUCCCACAUAAUGGCACAGCACGGUAGUUUGGAGAAAGUUGGAACCAAAAGACUACUCGAUUUGCACUCCAAACCACAGGCUGCCGAUCGCAUGUUGCGACCGCUGACAUCCAAAGCCCGGCCUACUUCGGGAGCCCUCUUCUCUAUCUCGCCCUCGAAUCCCAGAUAUCAGUUUCACCAUUUUAAAAUACAUGCCCAAGGACCUGGCUUGUAUGAAGACAAAAAGAAUACCAACUCCGCCACAGAUGCCACUACACACGCCAGAUAUCGGCAGUCAUCCUGAACCAUGGCCCCAAUUCCGCCCUUGCAUGUCUAAUGGACACAACUUGGAUCGCCAAAUGCUGGUCAGAUGAUCCUACGAACCCAAGAAAGAGAAUUAUUGUUCAGGGCCAACCGGUGCAGUUUUCGACCCAGCGUUGAGUGGAGCAAGGAAUGAAUGUUCGCUGUCGCUUUUCCUUCUUGCCUUGGGCGGGCUCGGAUCUCUUGACGGGUGCUGGCUUGACAAACUCGGCCCUCUUGACUGGUUGGGCUUCUUGGACAGGCUCAAGUUCACCUCGCUUCCUAGGCCAACCCGUGCAGUUUUCGACCCAUCGUUGGGCAGAGCAAGGAAUGAACUGGAUUUGUCGCUUGGCUGGUCGCCUCUCG